Molecule: messenger RNA, 1508 nt
Organism: Alosa sapidissima (American shad)
Lineage: Eukaryota; Metazoa; Chordata; Actinopteri; Clupeiformes; Clupeidae
Product: gap junction Cx32.2 protein-like
Exons: 2
Coding region: 133-927 (264 amino acids)
Biological process (GO): cell communication
Cellular component (GO): connexin complex
Source: RefSeq, a predicted model, not a curated record
CACAUCAAGGGUGGUGUUGGAGCCGAUAACGGUAACGUUGUCAGGGACAGGGGUGGACGUGGACUUCACUAUUUUGAUCCUCGUUUUGAAAAAAGUGGACAAGGCGUCUGCAGGAAUGAAUGCGAUGACAACAUGGGACAAUUGGGAUUCCUGUCUUCAUUGCUGGAAAAGGUGCAAACCCACUCCACUGUCAUCGGGAAGGUGUGGUUGACUGUUCUGUUCCUUUUUCGGAUCAUGGUGCUAGGAGCCGGCAUUGAGAAAGUUUGGGGCGAUGAGCAGUCCAAGAUGAUCUGUAACACCAAACAGCCGGGUUGCAAAAACGUGUGCUACGACAGGGCCUUCCCCAUCUCCCACCUUCGUCUCUGGGUGAUGCAAAUUAUCUUCAUCUCCACGCCAACCCUGAUAUACCUGGGUCACGUCAUCCACGUCACACAGAAGGAGAAAAAGCUCAGGGAGAAACAGCAGAACAAUGCAGAGAAGCAAGGGCUGAAGAUGCCCAAGUACACAGACGACAAGGGCAAGGUCCACAUCAAGGGCAGCCUCCUGGGCAGCUACAUGACCAGCCUGGUGUUCAAGAUGAUCCUGGAGGUUGCGUUCAUCGUGGGCCAGUACUACCUCUAUGGCUUUGUGUUUGUACCCAAGAUAGAGUGCGAAGGGGACCCGUGCCCCUACAAGGUGGAGUGCUUCAUGUCGCGGCCCACAGAGAAGACCAUCUUCAUCAUCUUUAUGCUGGCGGUGUCCUGCGUGUCCUUGCUGCUGACCGUGGUGGAGAUCUUCUACCUGAUGUGCAAGUGUGUCAAGAAAAGCCCGCUAGAACCCCCAAUCGAAACCCCACUAGUUCGAUUACAGUGCAGGGAAAAUUUAACACUCAACUUCAGUGGUCAAACAAGAAAACACAGACAGACAGACACACUAGUCACAUACUGAGAAGACAGUGAUUUAUGUUGACUGUGAUUUAUGGUCUUGCUGCACUUAGCCGCUAUCUCACAGGCAGACUUGACUCUACACCUUUUUCUGAGUUUUUAUUGUACCUAUGGGAUCCUGUUUUUCUCUUAAUUAUGCUUGUUUGUAUAUGGGCUUGUGGGAGAAAGAUUACAUACUAAGAUAAUCCUUUAAUUGUCUCCCAAAGGAGAAAUUUGCAAACUACAUACUAAUGCAAUCCUUUCUAUGAGUGUAUUAAGUGGUAUGGACGCUAUGUAUUGCUGAUUUUUGAUGGUUCUGAAGCUCAACUGUUGGAUUGUAUGUCAAUGCCAUUAAUCCUAAUAUAACAUUGCCAAUAGAUUACCAACAGAAUAGAAUACUACAUUUUCUAGACAUGACAAUUUAUAAGGACUUGAAUAGGCAGCUACAUACUACCUUAUUUAGAAAGAUUGCCUCUCGCAAUACCAUCCCAUGGCCUCUAUUUUCCGACAUGGCGCAAAGUGGGUUAUUGUUUUACGCAAGAGAGAAAAAAUGUGUGGCACUUGUCUGUCCCCUGUGGUUUCAAAAUAAAAGUCUCUUAAACUAUG